CGCCGGGGGGCCAGCACAACCCCUGCCGCCACGCCUACCACCGGCCGCCGCGCUGCGAGUCGAGCCUGCACGGCUACAAGAUGGACGUCUUCUGCUCCGGCGGCGUGCACAAGGUGUCGCGGUCUCGGAGCCACAAGGUGAAGACGGCCAACGUGACGCUGGUGCUGUGCUUCUGGCCGGAGGACACCUUGGACCCGGCCUUGCUGACCAGCUUCCCGCGCCUGCACCGCCUCGAGGUGACGGAGAGCAACGUCACGGAGGUCCUGGACUUCCCCUACCACGACCACCUCGAGGAGCUGGUGUUGUCCGGGCUGCGCUUGACGUGGCUGAGCGAUGACGUGUUCUCCGGGCUGCGCCGCCUGCGCGUGCUGGACAUCAGCCGGAACCAGUUGAGCGUGCUGGGGAGCGCCACGCUGCUGCGCCCGCCCAGCCUCAGGAGGGUCAUGUUGGGAGGCAACCCCUGGCGCUGCACCUUGGCGUUGGCCUGGUUGACGGAGCUGCGGAGCGUCACGCUGGUGGACGAGGACGCCAUGCAGUGCGGCGCGGCGCUGCACCCGAGGAGGCCCGUCAUGACCGUCAUGGCCCUGCUCAAGCGCGUGGCGGCCGAGUGCCCCGCGGACGACGCCUGCUCGUGCGAGCUGACACGCCUCGUCCGGGACGCCAGGAACGACGCCCCGGCCAAGGCCAGCGAGCUGGUGCCCAUCAUCACGGUCAACUGCAGCUACCGCGGCCUCGGCGCCAUGCCGGGCUCGCUGCCGGCCAACACCACCACGCUCCUGCUGCGCGGCAACAAGAUCAGCAGCGUGCGGCCUCUGGUGGACAGGCACGCCAGCGUGCUCGACGUGUACCUCGACAACAACGCGGUCGAGUCCAUCGCCGACCUGGAGGGCUCCCCGUGGCUCACUAACUUCAGGGUGCUCAGCCUCCGGGCCAACAAGCUGCAGCAGUUGCCGACGUACGCGCUGGACAACGCCCUGGAGAGGAACGAGCACGCCGUCAGGGUGUACCUGGGGCUGAACCCGUGGCUCUGCGACUGCCAGUUCAUGCCGACGUUCCAGGAACUCCUCGCCAAGUACAAGUCCCUCAUCGCCGACUGGGACGACAUUCGGUGCGCCGAGGUGGAGGGUGACGACAACUCAAUGAAAAAGAUCCACGGCUUGAGCCGCAGUGCAGUGUGCAGGGAGGAGCCCCAAGUGACUGCGCUGGACUUGCUGAACGGCGCUUUGGGGGCCUCGCUGUUCGCGGUGCUGGCCAAGCUGUCCUACGACUACUGGCAGUACCGCCAGUACGGCAGGCUGCCCUGGAUCGCCACCAAGCUCCCUUAGGCCACACCGUGACACCGUGCAAGCGCAUAAAAGUAAGACAGGCACUUUAUUCAACUUGUUUUUCUUUUUUCAGUCGCGACACACUCAACAUUACAAAACCAUAAAACUUGUGUAAAGUAAAUAAAAUAAAUAAUUGUAAAAAUAAUAAAUUAAAUAAAUAAACCACUACUUGUGGAAACAGACAC
Messenger RNA from Thrips palmi, 1510 nucleotides. It is a transcript of the gene swi2, whose product is annotated as protein singed wings 2. Bases 81 to 1325 code for a protein of 414 amino acids. Gene Ontology annotation, molecular function: protein binding. The transcript has 9 exons. Gene Ontology annotation, cellular component: extracellular matrix. NCBI's taxonomy places the organism in Eukaryota, Metazoa, Arthropoda, Insecta, Thysanoptera, Thripidae. The record is from RefSeq and is a predicted model, not a curated record.